Messenger RNA from Galeopterus variegatus (Sunda flying lemur), 2754 nucleotides. It is a transcript of the gene SGSM1, whose product is annotated as small G protein signaling modulator 1. The transcript has 19 exons. NCBI's taxonomy places the organism in Eukaryota, Metazoa, Chordata, Mammalia, Dermoptera, Cynocephalidae. The record is from RefSeq and is a predicted model, not a curated record. The annotation marks the transcript as partial. Gene Ontology annotation, molecular function: GTPase activator activity.
AGCAGAUCAUGGAGGAAGCUGUCACACGCAAGUUUGUCCACGAAGACAGCAGCCACAUCAUCUCCUUUUGUGCGGCUGUGGAGGCCUGCGUCCUGCAUGGGCUUCGGCGGCGGGCGGCUGGCUUCCUGCGUAGCAACAAGAUCGCAGCUCUCUUCAUGAAGGUGGGCAAGAGCUUCCCUCUGGCUGAGGAUCUGAGCCGCAAGGUCCAGGACCUGGAGCAGCUGAUCGAGAGCGCGCGAAACCAGAUCCAGGGCCUCCAGGAGAAUGUGCGGAAGCUGCCGAAGCUUCCCAAUUUGUCCCCACUUGCCAUCAAGCACCUGUGGAUCCGCACAGCCUUGUUUGAGAAGGUCCUGGACAAAAUUGUGCAUUACCUUGUGGAAAACAGCAGUAAAUACUAUGAGAAAGAAGCUCUCUUGAUGGACCCUGUGGAUGGCCCUAUCCUUGCGUCUUUGCUGGUGGGGCCCUGUGCCCUAGAGUACACAAAGAUGAAGACCGCAGAUCACUUCUGGACUGACCCCUCAGCUGACGAGCUGGUCCAGAGACACCGCAUCCACAGCUCACACCUGCGGCAGGACUCGCCCACCAAACGUCCAGCCCUCUGUAUCCAGAAGAGGCAUUCGAGUGGCAGCAUGGAUGACCGGCCAUCCCUCUCUGCCCGUGACUAUGUGGAGUCCCUGCACCAGAACUCCCGUGCCACCCUGCUGUAUGGCAAGAACAACGUUUUGGUUCAGCCGAGGGAUGACAUGGAGGCUGUGCCAGGGUACUUGUCCCUGCACCAGACGGCUGACAUCAUGACCUUGAAGUGGACGCCCAACCAGCUGAUGAAUGGAUCUGUGGGGGACCUGGACUAUGAGAAGAGUGUCUACUGGGACUAUGCCAUGACCAUCCGCUUGGAGGAGAUCGUCUACCUGCACUGCCACCAGCAAGUGGACAGCGGCGGGACAGUGGUGUUGGUCAGCCAGGAUGGGAUCCAGAGGCCACCCUUCCGCUUCCCCAAGGGUGGGCACCUCCUGCAAUUCCUCUCAUGCCUGGAAAAUGGGCUACUCCCUCAUGGGCAGCUGGACCCGCCACUGUGGUCCCAGCGGGGGAAGGGCAAAGUGUUUCCCAAACUGCGCAAACGAAGCCCUCAGGGUUCUUCCGAGUCCACAUCUUCAGACAAGGAAGAGGACGAGGCCACAGACUACGUGUUCAGGAUCAUCUACCCCGGCAUGCAGUCUGAAUUUGUCCCACAGGAUCUGAUGGAUGUCUCCGUGAGCAACCUCCCACCCCUAUGGCAACCCAGUCCCCGGAAAUCCUCCUGCUCAUCCUGCUCACAGAGUGGCUCAGCCAAUGGUGGCUCAACCAAUGGCUGCAGCCAUGAGAGGGCUCCUCUGAAACUUCUCUGUGACAAUAUGAAGUACCAGAUCCUUUCCAGAGCCUUCUAUGGAUGGCUUGCCUACUGCAGACACCUUUCCACCGUGAGGACCCACCUGUCAGCCCUGGUCAAUCACAUCAUUGUGUCUCCGGAUGUGCCCUGCAAUGCUGGACAGGGGCUGACGGCUGGGAUCUGGGAGCAGUACCUUCAAGACAGCACAAGUUACGAGGAGAAGGAGCUGCUGCGCCUCAUCUACUAUGGGGGCAUCCAGCCGGACAUCCGCAGGGCCGUGUGGCCCUUCCUCCUAGGCCACUACCAGUUCGGGAUGACGGAAAUAGAAAGGAAGGAGGUGGACGAGCAGAUUCAUGCCUGCUAUGCACAGACCAUGGCCGAGUGGCUGGGCUGUGAGGCGAUCGUGAGGCAGAGGGAGCGGGAGUCCCAUGCAGCUGCCCUGGCCAAAUGCUCGUCGGGGGCCAGCCUGGACAGCCACCUACACCGGAUGAUGCACAGGGACUCCACCAUCAGCAACGAGGUGAUGGGCAGCUGGCCUAUGGGAGGAGGAAAUUUUACUUUGGAAUCAGACUUGGGUUCAAGUCCUCAGGUGUUUGAGUCUGUGGAUGAGGUGGAGCAGGUGGAGGUCGAAGGCAGGUUGGAAGAGAAACAGCCCAAGAUCCCCAAUGGAAACCUGGUGAAUGGCACUUGUUCCCCAGACUCUGGUCAUCCUUCCUCCCACAACUUCUCCUCGGGCCUCUCAGAGCACUCGGAGCCCAGUCUGAGCACAGAAGACAGUGUGUUGGAUGCUCAACGGAAUGCCCCCUUGGUGCUUCGACCUGCGGACAGCAGCAUGGAGGACAGGCAGAGCAGCGAGGCCACCACAUCCCGGGAUGAGGCCCCCCGUGAGGAGCUGGCUGUGCAGGACAGCCUGGAGAGCGACCUCCUCACCAACGAGAGCAUGGAUGAGUUCAUGUCCAUCACUGGCAGCAUGGACGUGCCUCUGCCUGAAAAGGAUGGCACCACCAUGGAGGGCUGGCGGGGCAGUGAGGUGGAGAAGCAGAGCCAGGUGGACAGUGAGGACAACCUCUCAGAGGAGCCUGAGAUGGAAAGCCUCUUCCCUGCCCUGGCUUCUCUGGCCGUGACCACUUCUGCCAACAAUGAGGCAUCUCCUGUGUCUUCCAGUGGCGUUACUUACUCUCCAGAGCUGCUGGACCUCUACACAGUGAAUCUGCACCGGAUUGAGAAGGACGUGCAGAGGUGCGACCGCAACUACUGGUACUUCACACCCGCCAACUUGGAGAAGCUGCGCAACAUCAUGUGCAGCUACAUCUGGCAGCACAUUGAGAUCGGCUAUGUCCAAGGCAUGUGUGACCUCCUGGCUCCACUGCUGGUCAUUCUGGAUGAUG